Messenger RNA from Podarcis muralis (Common wall lizard), 3570 nucleotides. The record is from RefSeq and is a predicted model, not a curated record. NCBI's taxonomy places the organism in Eukaryota, Metazoa, Chordata, Lepidosauria, Squamata, Lacertidae.
GGGUGACGCAAUGGCUGAAGACGAGCAGGUGAUCGAGAUGGCAGCUCUCGGCCGCCCGUUCCAGCUGGGGAUGCUCUACGACUGCCGAAGGGACAACCUCAUCCCAGGCAUUUCAAAUCUUAGAAGAAAAGCAGCUGCGGAUAAGUCCCAAUUAUAUAUGAAAGUCCACCUGUACUCACUUUUUGAAGAGCAAUUUAGGUUCUUAAUGAGGCUUGGCAUGCAAUACGGAUUGUUAAUGUUAGAGGAAGAAGAAAAAACUUACCGAGCCCCUCCGGAAUCCAAACAUCAUGAUGAGGAUCUCUUUGAAGUUUGAUCUUUUGCACCAGAGACUGUACAUUCUGCAGGUUUCCCCCCAGCUUCGUCAGUUCAGAGCGUGUCUGUUUGUUUUUCAAAUCUUUAUAUUUCCCCAAACAGAUGUGUCCGGCUAUGGGGUGGCAUCGCAGGAGUGUCAGUCCGUCCCUUGCUCUGUGACCCAGUGCCCUUGCCGUCUGCCACAUCGGCAAUCUGGGGCAAACCGCGAGACAGUCCGCCCCUGCCUUGGGGAGGCUGCCAGGGCUAAUUACCCCCAUAUCAGCCCUGAAUUAUCGGAAAGGCUGAAGUCCGAUCGUGUGGAAUCCGCCAUUUUCCACCGCAGGAAACAGGAACCCACUGUAUUGUUUUUUAACACUUGAUUGGAAGCCACCCAGUGUGGCUGGGGAAACUCAGCCAGAUGGGCGGGGUAUAAAUAAUAAAUUAUUAUUAUAUUGCUUUCCGUCCUUUCACCCGGCAGUGACUCCCAGCUGCCCCACAGCAUCAUACAGCUGUACUGGCUGGGGCUGACGAGAGCUGUGCACCCAAACAGCUGGAGUGGGCUCUUGAUGGCUAUUAGCCAUGACGGUUAUCACAGAUGGAGGCAGUACUGUGAGAACAGCAUCCUGGACUAGAAGGGUCCAGCAAGACUCUUAUGCUCGUUUACAUCACACUGCCCUCACUCUCCAUUGGACUUCACUUGCCAUCAGUGAUGGGAGCAGGUAGCCAAAACUUGCAUUUGGUCAGCCACCAUAAGGACAGGAUCCUGGACUAGAUGGGCCCCUUUGGCCUGAUCCAGCAGGUGCUCUUCUGAUGUUCUUAUGUUGCAUAAGUCUUUAUUGUCUCCCAGUAGCCAAACCUAGGAAGAUGUGGAUUGUCAUAUUCUUUUGCAACCGCAAUAGAACUGUCUGCAUACACAUUGGCGAAGGGAUUGCGCAUAACAGAGCAUACAAUAUUUCACAUGCAAUUCCACAUCCCAUUGCACUGACCUCUUGCUGCGUCUCUGUUCAAUUGCAGGCAUCACUUUGUGGGAUCCAGGGGUGCUGAAGGAGAACAUUGAUGUGCGGCCACAGCCCAACACCGCAACGCAAGUCGUUGAAUACGACAUGAUCUUACACAAAACCCGUGCACUGAAUGUCUCAGGAUCGUUGAAGGCCAGUUUCUUGGCAGGGCUGGUCAAGGUGGACGGAUCAGCCAAAUUUCUCUCGGAUGCCCGGAAGUCCACACGCCAGGCUCGAAUAACCCUCCAGUACUCGGCCACCACACAUUUUGAGCAGCUGACCAUGCACCAUAUGGGGCUGCAACAUAUCACUUACCCAGAGGUCUUCAGCGAAGGGCUGAGCACCCACGUGGUCGUUGGCAUCCUGUAUGGAGCCCACGCCUUCUUUGUGUUUGACCAAAUGUCUUCUUCCUCCGAGAGUGUCCAAGAUAUUCAAGCCGAACUCCAUGUGAUGGUGGCCAAAGUUCCUCUGGUUUGCCAAGGAGAGGCAGAGAACAAGCUGAAAGGUGAGGAAGAGGCUGUGGUUGAAAAAUUCAGCUGUACCUUCCAUGGGGACAUUGCGCUAGAAAGCAACCCAACCAGCUACGAGGAAGCCUUGAAAGUCUAUUCCAGCCUCCCCAAAAUGCUGGGUGACCAAGGGGAGAAGGCAGUGCCUGUGAAGGUCUGGCUGUACCCACUGAACAGGCUGGAGCCCAAGGCUGCAAGGCUCGUGCGUCAGGUCAGCUCUAAGCUGAUCUCUGACGUCGAGGAAGCUCUGGAGCAGCUGGGGGAAGUCGACAGGAGGUGCAACGACCUCCUGAAGGAGCCAACUGCCACCGUCUUCCCAGAAAUCCGGAAGAAAAUCCUGCAGUUCCAAGAGCUGUGCUGGCAGUACAAGCGGGCUUUGGAGAAGCAGAUGGCAGGGCUCUUGCCUGCGAUUCGUGCCGGAGCAGCGCAAGAAAGUGCCUUGGGGGACACUGUGAAGAAGCACCAGCAGUCGGCAUUCAGAAGCCAGUGGCUCCACAAAUUCCUGGAUCUGAAAUUCCGAGAGAUCUAUUACGUCAACUUCUUCCUGGGCUUGUCAAAGGGGAAGGUGUCCUCCCAGGAUGACGUGGUGAAGAGGGUGCUCGAUCACAAAAUUGACAUCGUCCUUGCAUUUACGUUCACCUCAUUGCAAGCGAAGGAGCCCUACUUGGAGAAGUUAAACGCAGCCUUGAAUCAAGUAUCUGAACUCAAGCCAGAGACUUCUGCAGGAGACAAGAGCUUUGCUCCGUGGUUUGAGGACGAAGACCUAUUAAAGAGAGUCCAGAAGACGGCCAUGGUCUUUGCAGAAUACUCUCUGUUUUCUCAACCUGGGGAGUCUCAGUUUGUGGUGACCUCGCAGGCCAAUAUGAGUGAUCCAGGUGCUGUGAUCAUCCGAUACCAAAGUGGGUCUCUGGAAGGAACCAAAUUAGACCUUCUCUCUAAACCUCGCCCUCUGCUGGCGGAUGCUGUCUCCUGGGACCGGUUCCAGCUGACAUUUAAGCCGACAGAGUCUGAGAAAGGGGUGAUCUCGGGAUAUUAUGUCCAGCACAGGGUUCAAGGGGAGGAAAAAUGGGUGUUUGCACAUGUAAAAGGCAGUCAGGAAAAGUUUUGGGCCACACGACUGGAGCCAGAAACAAAAUAUGAAUUUAGAUAUGCUGCAGAGACCAAAACAGGCCUCAGUCCGUUCAGUGAUGUGAGCAGAGUGGUGACCACCUGCCAUUCAAGCCCCCCAGGGAAACCAGCCCUGAGGCCUAGAAGUUCCUGCUUCAGCAGACGACUCCAGGUCACGUGGGGCAGCCCCAGCUUCGUUGCAGCCGGCAUCGUGAUAAAAGAGUACAAGGUGCAGCUCAGGAGAAGAGCAGACGGCACAUGGAAAGAGCAGAGAACAGGAGAGAAAGUUGAGAGCUGUUGGCUCCCCAAACGUUCUCUGAAGAAGGUGGCCGCUGUUCGGGUCAUUGCAGUUUACGGAGACGGGUUUGAGAGCAAGCCCAGUGAGGAGCUGGUCCAAGGGGAGUUUUAGAUGGGACCCAUCUUUGGGUGGGAGAUCCCCCUUGUGCUGCCUUCCUCCAGUGCAUGCCAUCCUUUCCUGAUGUAGUAGGAAAGUUACGCUGUUAUAUGCAUUGAUGGAUAGCCCAAGAUGUCAAGGCAGUCAAAGUGGUGGAAGGUGGUGGACUCUCCGUCCUUGGAGGUCUCCAAGCUGAGGCCGGAUGGCCAUUAGGAUGCUUUAGUUGAGAUUCCUGGUCUCUAUAGUAUAGCGUAUUUUAAAAUGGGGUUUUAGA